UAGGACCAUCUGUGUCAAGUCGAGUCUCAGUCGUUGGAGAUCCAGUGUCUCGCAUUGCCAUGUAUGCUCAAUGUCACUGUACUGGUCCUGGUACGGACGGUAGAACGUUCAGGCACGGCGGAUGAAUUCGCGGUACAAUUCUCCCUUGCUCCGUUGAAAUGUCCGCCCGUGUCUCGCAUUCAGUUUGGUCAUCCUCGCUAGCCCUCCUCCUCCACUUUGCACCAGGUCUUUCCCUUGCUGAACGCUGCACAGCUGCUCAGGACCUUGUCUGACGAGCCUCAUUGCGAUCGUUCGUGAUCUGUUCGGAAAGUAAAAACAAGGUGUCAACCGUCCGACAAGCGCUCAGACACCACCUCCUUGAGGAAUCUCACCAUCAUGUCGUCUUACACACCUCGAAAGACAGAUUACGCAGGAUGGCGAUUGAAAGUUUCUGAAGACUCGCACGGUCAGCAUAAAUGGGUGUACCUGCCCGAGGGCGAAGCGAGGGAUGCUUGGCCGCAGAACAAGAUUGACAAAUACUGGUUGGGUCUGGAGGUAGACGCACCGAAGCUCAAAAAGGCCAAGACGCCCCUUGAAGCUGCUCGAAAUGGAGCGAAAUUCUUCAAACAGCUUCAAAGUGAAGAUGGACAUUGGGCAGCCGAGUAUGGUGGUCCACUGUUCCUCACUCCUGGUCUCGUCAUCGCCAUGCAUGUCACUCGACAGACAUUCAAACAGGAAGAGAGGACUGAAAUGAUCAGGUACCUGUUGAAUAGGCGGAAACCUGAUGGGGGUUGGGGUUUACACACUGCUGCGCCGGCAACGGCAUACGGUACCGUCAUGAACUACGUAACGCUUCGAUUGUUAGGCAUGGGACCGGAUGAAGGGCCAAUGGCUGAGAUUCGAGGAUUGAUCCAUCGGAUGGGAGGUGCUGUUCGGGUACCGAGCUGGGCGAAACUCUGGUUGAGUGUCCUCGGGGCGUACGAAUGGGACGGGGUGGGAUCUGUCCCUCCUGAGCUCUGGCUUCUGCCCGACUGGGUACCGUUUGCUCCGUCUCGAUUCUGGAUUCACGUCCGCAUGACAUUCACUCCAAUGAGUUACCUAUGUGGAUCUCGAUACGUCGGUCAGCUGGACCCGUUGGUCCUUGCUCUACGAGAAGAGCUCUACAUUACACCUUACGAAUCGAUACACUGGUCACGACACCGUAACGACAUUCACGAAGCUGAUAUCUACAACCCUCAUUCGUUUAUCCUGAACACCUUGCACACCUUCUUGGGCUACUAUGAGUCUGCUCUCCGCCUCCCCGGUGUGUCUUCCAUCCUCCCUAUCCGCCAGAAAGCUCUGGCAGCGGCGUAUCAACAAGUCGUCUACGAAGAUGAAAAUACAACAUAUCAGACUCUCGGUCCCGUCUCCAAAUCGUUCAAUCUGGUUGUCAGGUACACUGUCGAUGGUCCCGAAUCUGAGGCGUUCAAGAUGCACCUAUCGCGCGUUCGAGACUUUUUAUGGCUCAGUCGCGAUGGCAUGUUCAUGACUGGUACUAAUGGAAGUCAAUUAUGGGACUUGGCAUUCUUCGGUCAGGCCAUGGUCGAGACUGGUCUGGCAGAAGAAGAGGAGAACAAGGAAUGUGUUCUGGGGAUGUUGGACUGGUUGGACAAAGCGCAGAUCAGGGAUAAUCCAAAAUGGUACAAAGUGGCUCAUCGGCAUCGUACAAAGGGAGCUUGGGCAUUCUCGACGCCUGAACAGGGCUACACCGUCUCCGAUUGCGUAUCAGAGGGUUUGAAAGCCGUCAUGGGCAUUCAGAACCUCGAUUACGCUCCGAAGACGGUGUCUCUGGACAGGAUGAGGGACGCGAUCGACACCAUCCUAUCGAUGCAGAAUGCCAAUGGUGGCUAUGCGUCCUACGAGCUGAAACGAGGCAGCGAUAAGAUGGAAUAUUUGAAUGCCGCCGAGGUGUUUGGUGAUAUCAUGGUCGACUAUCUCUAUCCUGAAUGCACCACGUCGGCCUUGUCGGCGCUCAAAUACUUUUCGCAGCUGGAUCCGACGUACCGGACGAACGAUGUAGCCCGCACCAUUGACAAGGCGAUCCACUGGUUGCAUUCCGUUCAGAGACCCGACGGAUCGUGGUAUGGCUCAUGGGGAGUGUGUUUCACCUACGCCACCAUGUUUGCUCUGGAAUCACUGGGGAUCGCUGGAGAGACGUAUGAGAAUUCUACACGAGUCAAGAAAGCGUGCGAGUUCCUCAUCUCAAAGCAAAAGGAGGAUGGAGGGUGGGGAGAAACAUACAUGUCCUGCGUGACGUUGGAAUACUGUCAACAUGAAAUGUCUCAGGUCGUCAUGACUUCCUGGGCUAUCCUCGCGCUCAUUUACGGCAAAUGCCCCAACAAGGAUGUCAUCAAGCGUGGUAUACGCCUUCUCAUGGAGCGACAAAAGCCAGAUGGUCGAUGGGAGAGAGAGGAUACAGAAGGUAUCUUCAAUAAGAAUUGUGCUAUUGAUUACACUGUCUUCCAAUUCGUCUUCCCGAUCUGGGCUUUGGGCAGGGCAGAUAAAUAUCUGAACGAGUGA
Molecule: messenger RNA, 2538 nt
Organism: Kockovaella imperatae
Lineage: Eukaryota; Fungi; Basidiomycota; Tremellomycetes; Tremellales; Cuniculitremaceae
Product: terpenoid cyclases/protein prenyltransferase alpha-alpha toroid
Exons: 15
Coding region: 376-2538 (720 amino acids)
Biological process (GO): ergosterol biosynthetic process; triterpenoid biosynthetic process
Cellular component (GO): lipid droplet
Molecular function (GO): lanosterol synthase activity
Source: RefSeq, a predicted model, not a curated record